Messenger RNA from Hemicordylus capensis (graceful crag lizard), 5891 nucleotides. It is a transcript of the gene ECE1, whose product is annotated as endothelin converting enzyme 1. Gene Ontology annotation, biological process: peptide hormone processing. Gene Ontology annotation, molecular function: metalloendopeptidase activity. The transcript has 18 exons. Gene Ontology annotation, cellular component: plasma membrane. The coding region runs from base 121 to 2373 and encodes 750 amino acids. The record is from RefSeq and is a predicted model, not a curated record. NCBI's taxonomy places the organism in Eukaryota, Metazoa, Chordata, Lepidosauria, Squamata, Cordylidae.
GUGUUGGGAGAAGUGGCCACCUCUCCGUCCGCCUUGCAGGCAAAAGGGUGCCGGGCCGGCCCCUAUCCCGGGAGGAACUCUUCUUCGGCCGGCCCAACGUUGGCUCAAGGCUACGCAGAGAUGUCGACAUACAAGCGGGCGACGCUAGACGAGGAGGAGCUGGUGGACUCCAUGGAGGGAGAGGCCUACCCCAACGGGAUCCAGGUGAAUUUCCGUGGAUCGGGGAGCCGCAAGAACUGCUGGGCGGAGCGGACUCCUUUCGAGAGGGGCCUCCUCGUGCUGACGGCGGUCCUGGCGGUCGGCCUCCUGGCCUGUGCCUCGGUGCUGCUCUUCCAGUGGCGUUCCAGGCCGUGCCUGACAGAAGCCUGCAUCUCCGUGACCAGCUCCAUCCUGAGCUCGCUGGACCGGGCGGUGGACCCCUGCGAGGACUUCUUCAGCUACGCCUGUGGCGGCUGGAUCAAGGCCAACCCCAUCCCAGACGGCCACUCCCGCUGGGGCACGUUCAACAAGCUCUGGGAGCACAACCAGGCCAUCCUCAAGCACCUUCUGGAGAACGCCACAGCGGCCUCGUCCAGUGAGGCUGAACGCAAAGUGCAGCGCUACUACCAGGCCUGCAUGAACGAGAGCAGAAUCGAGGAGCUGAAGGCCACGCCCCUGGUGGACCGGAUCCAGAAGCUGGGGGGCUGGAAUAUCACCGGCCCCUGGGACGAGGACAGCUUCAACCAGACGCUGCUGGCGCUGGCCACCCACCACCACAUCGCACCCUUCUUCUCCAUCUACGUGAGUGCCGACUCCAAGAACUCCAGCAGCAACAUCAUCCAGGUUGACCAGUCCGGACUGGGGCUGCCUUCCCGGGACUACUAUCUCAACAAGACGCAGAACGAGAAGGUGCUGACGGGGUACCUCGACUUCAUGGUCCAGCUGGGCUUGCUGCUGGGAGGCCGGGACGAGGCCUCGGUCCGCCAGCAGAUGCAGCAGGUGCUGGACUUUGAGACGGCGCUGGCGAACAUCACCGCCCCCCAGGAGAAGCGCCGGGACGAGGAGCUGAUCUACCACAAAAUGACCGUCGGCGACCUCCAGGGCCUGGCUCCGGCCGUGGACUGGCUGCCCCUCAUCAGCGCUGUCUUCUCCCCGGUGGAGAUCACCGAACGGGAGCCGGUGGUCGUCUACGCCAAAGAAUACCUGGAGCAAGUCUCCUCGCUCAUCCUCCACACGGACAAGUGCCUUUUGCACACCUACAUGGUCAUGAACCUGGUGAGGAAAACCUCCUCCUUCCUGGACCAGCGUUUCCAAGACGCAGAGGAGAAGUUCAUGGAGGUCAUGUACGGGAGCAAGAAGAGCUGCGUGCCGCGCUGGAAGUACUGCAUCAGCGACACAGACAUCAACCUCGGCUUUGCCCUGGGCGCCCUCUUCGUGAAAGCCACCUUUGCCGAAGAAAGCAAGGCCAUAGCUGAAGAAAUGAUUGCGGAGAUCAAGACGGCCUUUGAGGAGAGCCUGGAGGGUCUCCAGUGGAUGGAUGAAGAGACGCGGAGGUCGGCCAGGGCCAAGGCUGACGCCAUCUACAACAUGAUCGGGUACCCCAAGUUCAUCAUGGACCCCAAGGAGCUGGACAAAGUGUUCAGCGAUUACGACGCGGCUCCCGACCGCUACUAUGAGAACGUGAUGCAGUUCUUCAACUUCUCCGCCCGCGUCACCGCCGACCAGCUCCGGAAGCCCCCGAACCGUGACCAGUGGAGCAUGACCCCGCCGACAGUCAACGCCUACUACUCCCCCACCAAGAACGAGAUCGUCUUCCCCGCCGGGAUCCUGCAGACGCCCUUCUACACCCGGAGUGCCCCCAAGGCACUCAACUUUGGCGGACUUGGUGUGGUGGUCGGCCACGAACUGACUCACGCGUUUGACGAUCAAGGCCGGGAGUACGACAAAGACGGGAACCUCCGGCCCUGGUGGAAGAACGCCUCCGUGGAGGCCUUCAAGCAGCAGACGGGCUGCAUGGUGGAGCAGUACGGCAACUACACGGUCAACGGCGAGGCCGUCAACGGCAAGCACACCCUGGGGGAGAACAUCGCCGACAACGGGGGGCUCAAAGCCGCCUACCGGGCCUAUCAGAACUGGGUGCAGAAGAACGGAGGGGAGGAGACGCUGCCGGCACUGGGCCUGACCAACCCCCAGCUGUUCUUUGUGGGAUUUGCCCAGGUCUGGUGUUCCGUCCGCACCCCGGAGAGCUCCCACGAAGGUCUCGUGACGGAUCCGCACAGCCCGUCCCGUUUCCGCGUCAUCGGCACCGUCUCCAAUUCCAAAGAGUUCUCGGAGCACUUCCAGUGCCGGCCCGGGGCGCCCAUGAACCCCCUGCGCAAGUGUGAGGUCUGGUGAACGUCCUCCUGACGGCGGCGGAGAAAAGGGGAGCAGCAGACGACCAGCAGAACUGACGCUGGCUUGCUGGGGCGCCUCUCUCUCUCUCUCUCGAGGAGCGAGCCGUGACCCCUGGAGCCCCGUCUGGCCAGGAGGUCCCCUUCCUGCUCCAUGCUCUGCCCUCCACGGGAUCUCUGGCCUGGGCUCCAAAGCGCCACCUGACUGGAUCCACUGUGAAAAUGUUCCGAACUGCUGCGAUGUUUUCCUCUCCCCCACCGACCCCUUGUAUCUUUUACCUUUUUACCUUUGCUGAGAGUGCCUGUUCCGAUAUGCACUGAGUGACUUCCACACUUUCUGUAUGCAGGGAAACCGAGCUCUUACCUAGCGCAGGCUUGGAAACUCUUCUGUCCACUUCAAAGGGAGAACCGCCCCAACAAAGAACCACCCGGAGAGAAGGAACCUCCCCAGCCACCCCGAACGGAGUCCAGCCUUGCCAUCGACACACACCACAGAACGUGCUGUAAGAGAGACGGGGGAGACAUUUUUAAAAAAACGUUUUGUGGAACACUGGAAAUUUCAGGGAAAACAUAGCGAAGUGGUUUUUUUAAUAUAUAAAGCAAACAGAUUGGUAUAUUUAUUGAUCUUCUGUGUGUGACUGUAGGUAGAGCGCAUUUCCCUUCGAUGCAAGCAAUGGCGGGGAGACCUUGUUGCCCAGCCCCGUUCCUGCUUUUCUAAAUGGAAGAGCUCCAGUCCCUUCAGAGUUUCCUCUUUGGGAAGAGGACUUGCUGACAGGUGGCUUGUUGUGCCUGGAUUUCGAGCACAGCUCUCCUCCUCCUCCUCCUCCUCCUUUUUUUUUCAUGCACAUUCUCCCUUCGGUCAGCAGCGUUCUGGGACUCCGCAGUUCUCCCUUUUGCUGUCGCCGUGGCUUCCCACAGAAUCCCUGGAGCUCGGCCGGCCUGCUUAGCCUCGCCUGCGAUCCUCUUUCCAAAACUGCCCUACACUUCAGCCUUCUACCGGCUCAGCCACAAUCUCGCUUCUAGUCCUCAGUGGGAAACGACCCAGCAACCUCCCUGCUCCCUUCGUGGGGACUGUGGCCACUUGCUCCUCCUCCUCCUCUUCCUCAGCCCACUUUGCCUUAAGCCUCCUCUGAGGUCCCUGCCAGGAGGACAAACCGCUGUGUAGCAGCUGACCGUCGACAUCAGCCUGUCUCAAACUUGAGGGUCAACCUGGCUGUUCACUCCAUCUCCCACUACAGAGAGCGGAUUACUCUCCCCGGAGCGGAAUUCUGCAGAUUUCGGGGGAGCAGAGCUUGGGUUGGGUCCCUUAUGGAGCAGGCAGCCGAACACUGAGACACCCAACUUCCCUCGACUGGCACUGGAGCUGUUGUUGGCCAGAAAGGGACACGCCCCGGUGGUGUCCCAGAAGGUCUCUUCCAAGUACCUCCCGGCUUCUUGGCUCACUUCUCUGGCCACCGAGUCAGGGAUCCUUUUUUAAAGCCAGGUGCAGACUGGCGCUAGCAGCACGGCAGGCAGGCAGGAGCCCAUCUGGCCCUUGAUGCCAAGUGCUGAGUCCGCUCCGCUCACCUGCCUUAAAAAGGUGGGGGUGGCAGUUGAAGGGGUAGUGAGUCAGGAUGGGCCCCACAUCUGGGCUUUUCCCACUGGCCUCGCCUCCCUGCAGACAAACUCUUCUGGCUCUUGGCACCCUCUGACGCUCAGCAGCGCUCUCAGGCGCCGAGAAGUUCUCUGUUCAAGAAGGAAGCUCUCUGCUCCAAAAGGCUCGACUUCCCAAGCCGCCGGAGUUCUGCUGCAAUGUGGAAUCCAUUUCAGGAUCUGCUCCAAGCACUUGCAAAUAACUUCCUCCAGCUCUUCUUCUUUGGAUUGGCAAUACCCUCGUCUCCUUCGCCAGCUUCCACACAGCAGAACGGGGGCCGGAUGUGUGGGAACCCUCCCUGAACUUGGCCUGGGCAGCUCUGUCCGGCAGCAAGGGCAGAUCUGCUGUGCUCCUUUUUGCUUAAUCUUUGCUAGAAAGGCUCUUCCUCUUGGAGGAGGCGGCGGCGGCAGCAGCAGCGCUGUGGAGUUAUGGACAGGAGCUACUCGCCUCUCCCCCUUUGCUAGAAAUGGGAGGUCUCCGUUCCAAAGAGUUAGCAAGGCCACCGUGGUUUCUCUUCCAUGGCUCUGGCUUAGCCUGGCAUUUUGGGGUUUUGUGUCCUGCCAUAUUCACUCAAUGUGUUAGGUUCUCGUGGAUGUUCUCUUUGUCUGGCAGGCCUCUCGCAUGGAGAUAAGGGAAACUGAUCCACUUGGAUGCAGACUGCUAAAUCUGGAGGGCUGUGGAGCACACCCACACCCACACACCCCCCUACACCAAAACUCUCCUGUGGAAGCCGCUCUUUGCUGAUUCAGCAUCACCACUGAGGCUGGCCCGGGGUGUGUUCGGAGAGCCCCCAGACAUCUGGUCCAGAGUUGGCGCAGCCAGAGUUCAGCCAUAUUCUCCCAGCCACUCCCUCUUGGUCUUGAGGCGGGCUGGGGGGCGGAUCGGCAAGGUGGUUGCACAUUGCACAAAGCGUGUGUGUUUGUGUGUGUGUGCUGCGCUGAGCACAAGUGAGAACCGUCCCAGUGCCUUAAUAUUGCCACAGCCCCCCCGCGCUCCCAAUUCUGGUUCUGCCAAAAAGGGACCCUGAGACAGAUGGUUAAAAAGGUGGAAGGGGAAGUAGGCGGCACUUCAAGGGGUGAGAUCUUGGCAGCUGAGGAGGGGGGCUUCCUGCGCUGUCCAGGCCCCGCGGCCCCGCUUCCCCUCAUCCUGGGGCUUUCUCCGACUCCUUUCUCGCUGGGGAGCUGCGCUGGCAGGUGCUGGGGGGGAGGAAUCUUUGCCGCCUCGUUAUCGGGAGAAGCACCGAGCACCUGCUGAACGGCCUCGAAGGGCCCCCUGCAGCACCUUGUGCACGGGUGGCGUCCUUGGCGAGACAGAGGCCCCGGCCUCUGCCCAGGCCCCCGAGGGCCACUGCUGGGCUUGUCCCUGGGAGGCUGCUUCCCGCCCCUCUCUCCCCGCUUCUGUCCCUUCGCGUUUCCGCCUCCUCCUGUUCCUCCUGCGCGGAGGAACAAAUUGGUUCCAUCUGUGCCAUCUGCUUGUGGUAACUGGACCCAAGAAGGCCGUGUGCUGAGCGGUUCAAGAUGUGUGGCGGAGGUUUCAAGGGGGCCCGGACGUCUUUGGGAUCGAGUGUGUGUGUGUGUGUAAUCAUCUAGGGUUCCCCCUUCCCCACUAGAGAGAAGCCACACCAGCUGCCCCCCCCCACCAUGUCUGGCACUUGGGGCCCCCGCAGGGACUAAGCUUGGCAUCUGACAAAGUUUGGGGCCACCUGGAAAGGGAGCCACUAGGAAGAGCCUCAUUUUGCACCAGGAAAGGGCCGUCUCCUUUCAGACGAAGGGAGGUUCUGUGGGGAAGAGUGUUGUAUUUAUGUGGGGAGGCUCUGUUUGUGUUCCUUUCAUCGCCCCUCGUUGGGGGGAUUCUUGUAUUUUGGAAUAAAAAGCGUUUUAAGUUUUAAA